GACACAGCCGAGUGGAGAAGUGAGUUCGCAGGGUCUUGGCCUCUGCUGGCCCAGAGCUGCACGCCGCUCCCAGGCCGAGGACAGCAGAAGGACGUGGAAUCAAGGACUCCACAACUCACGAAACCAGCUCCAGAGAGGCCUCAGCUCUGUGCACUCGAAAGCGGGUCGCAGCUAGGGAGUGCGAUUGCGCAGUACUGCUUCCGGCUUGGCGGACUGCGCUUGCGCAUCGCUGCCUUUUCCACCUUCUCCAGCUGCAGCAAGGGCUCAAGGGUGCAGUCAUCAAUUUAAAAAGAAAAUCGGGCCUCUCCUACACCUUAUAUGGUCCUUGGUGCUGCUUCUUGGGAACAAGUGAAAUCUACUGUGUUAGUUCUUCAUGCAAAUACUUCUGUCCUUACCAAUGGACCUGAUUGGUUUUGGUUAUGCAGCCCUUGUGACAAUUGGAAGUGUUUUGGGAUACAAGCGAAGAGGUGGAGUUCCAUCUCUGAUUGCUGGGCUUUCUGUUGGACUUUUGGCUGGCUAUGGAGCCUACCGCGUCUCCAAUGACAAACGGGAUGUCAAAGUGUCAUUGUUUACAGCUUUCUUCCUGGCCACCAUAAUGGGUGUGAGAUUUAAGAGGUCCAAGAAAGUAAUGCCUGCUGGUCUAGUGGCAGGCUUAAGGUAAGAGCCCUUCUGAGCUAUGCUUCCCUGUGCCAGCGUUUCCGAGUGGUGACAGUGUAUGGCAGUGCCACCCUGAAGAUGACCAGUCUUGCCAGAGCUCUGGCAAUUUUUGUGAAGAAGUAAUUUCCAUGUGCCUGGAGACAAGGCUCACUUACUACUCUUGCAGACGACCAGGCUUGGCUGGGGCCAUCUGUAACUCCAGUUCCAAGGGAUCCAAUGCUCUCUUUUGGCCUCCAUGUGCACUAGGGGCAUACAUAUCAAGCACACAGGCAAAACAUUAUUACACGAAUAAAAAUAACUAAAUGUUUUUUUUAAAGGAAUUAAUUUUCUUGUCAGAGAAGUGACUCAGCAGUCACAAAAGUACUUGCCACUUUCCCAUAGGAACUGGGUUUGGUUCCCUGAACCCACAUCAGGUGGCUCAUAACCACCUACACUUUCAGGUCCGGGGAGCUGACAAUGUCUUCUGAACUCUGCUGGCACCCACACUUGUACACACACACAUAUAUACACACACACAUACAUACACACACACAUAC
Molecule: messenger RNA, 1193 nt
Organism: Mastomys coucha (southern multimammate mouse)
Lineage: Eukaryota; Metazoa; Chordata; Mammalia; Rodentia; Muridae
Gene: Tmem14a
Product: transmembrane protein 14A
Exons: 5
Coding region: 374-661 (95 amino acids)
Biological process (GO): regulation of heme biosynthetic process
Cellular component (GO): mitochondrial membrane
Source: RefSeq, a predicted model, not a curated record